GCAGAUCCAAAGCAUGUUUAACAACAAGAAAUCGGAUCGGUGACCAUGAUUCCGAUCUACAUCGGGAGAAUCACGAUCCGAUUCUUGAAACCCUGCUUACAAUGCCUAAACCCCAAUCAGGAGCAACACCUUACCACCUCACAGCUAAAUUUGAAGGUGGUUUUACUGCUCUCUCUCUCUUUCUCUCACUAAAUUCCACAGAUGAGAAGAUAAAACUCAUUGUCCUUCUAUUUAAUCGCCGACUUUAUUGAACUUUCUGGUUUCAGAAUCUUUUACAAACCCCUAACCCCUCGAAGACGUUCUGUAGUGGGCGUAGUGGUUACGAAAUGCUUCUCUUUCUGCUUCGAGACCCUUGACCUCUUGGGGACCAUCGUUUUGCAUCAUAAGAGAGAGGGCUUCAUUUUCUAAGUAUUUCUCUUUCUUUUUUUCCUUCGGAGUUCUAAUGGGCACUCAGCAAAUGAAAAUCUAGUGAUGGGUUUCUCGAUUUCUUAGCAUCAAAAUGCUUUCUGUAAGGGAUUUUUGGAGAAGACAUCGUAGGAAGCUUUUUGUUACAGUGGGAGUUCUGGGGAGUGGAUAUGUUUUGUAUAAGCUAUAUCAUGCUCAUCAGCAGAGGCUCUCUGAUUUAGAGAGAGAAAUUGAAGGCGAGCGGGCAACUGAUGAACUCAUUAAAGCCCAACUGCAAGCCCAUUUUGAGAACAUUCAAAGAAUAGCUGAUUCGACAACGUUGCCUUAUUCAAUUCACUAUUUGCAAAGUCGGAUCUCAGAGGAGUUGGACCUUUCACACUUGACUGCAAGGCUCUCGCAGGGGAAGGGUCAGCCCAACACCCUCACCUCUUUGGAGAAACUCCAGCUAUGGGAAAAACUCAAAAUUCUAAGUUUCACGAGAAUGAUAUCAUCAUUGUGGGCAAUGACAAUGCUUAGCUUAUAUAUAAGAGUACAGGUCAACAUUUUAGGCAGACAUCUAUACAUUGAUACAGCCCGGGGUCUGGAAGGCUCUCAUCUAUUGGAACAAUCGGACCCAUUUGACAGGCAGAGUCAACAAGAGUUUUUAGCAACUGCUGAUUACCUUUCCAGCUAUGGCAUGAUCACGUUGAUUUCAGACAUGCAGAUGGCUGUAUCGGAAGUUCUCAAGGGAAAACAGCUGAGGGAUCUGUUCAAUACUUCCCUACUUCAUGAAACCAUUGUGCUUAUACUCGAUACUUUCAUGAGUCUGGGGGGUCCUAAUCACUGGGUGAUGUACUUGAUGCCGGAAAAUGCUAUAGCAUACAAAUAUCAAAUGGCAACAUCGUCCAGUGCGCUCCUUCCUGAUGUUACCAAGCUCGAUCAACUCAUGGUGGAGACACGCAGUGUCCUUUUGAGUGAUGAUUUUAGAAAUGUUGUCAAUAUAUCAUUGAGAACUGUGGUGGAUGCACUGAUGGAUGACUUUGCGUUACAAUCAGGGGGCAAUCCUUCAAUAGGAACUCCCCUGGCCAAGCUGUUGCCAAGAGUUGCACAGAUGGGUCCUUUUUUGCUUGAGGAACCUGGUGGUAAUAAGUUUAUCCAGAUCAUCCGAAGGUUGCCGGAAGUUGAACUUUUCUAUACUCUUCUUUAUGCAAAUAUGCCACCCCCAGAGAUGAGCCAAGAAGCCGAUAGAAGUUUCAAUUAGACAUCAACUUUUUCUGGGGAAUGAACCCAAACAUGUGGAAUUUCAAGGUUCCUACAAUUUGGAAAGAAAAUAAAUAGAAUGAUGGAUGUUGCUUUGUGCAAAUUGUAGCUUCCUUAGAGUUUGUUGAUCAAUCAGGCUGUUAAAUACAAGUUCCUUUAAAACACAGAAAACAUCAGUCCUGCUGGCCACACGCGCACACACACACAGAGAAAACGCUAUCCUAUUGAAUGAUCACAUUGAAUUUCUCAGAUUGAUAGGAUUGUCAUUGUUUGAACAAUGUCAGUAUUUGAUGGGUCAUAAGAUAGAUUGGAAGUUUCUGGGACCGAUUCAUGGCGACUACACACACGAGAAGGAGUAAUAAGACGGCAGCACAGCAUGGUGUUACUAGUUGAUUUCUGGAAGUGAUCCUCAUCUACCAUGUGAUUGUGGAGUCAAUUAGCAAACUCUGUCGAAGAUUGGAAGGAGCAUUAAGGGCAUCUAUCCAGAACAGAUGAUUCUUCAGUUCCAAGGCAUGAGGGUAUAUCACUGCAAAACUCAAUUGCUGCAUCAUCAGAUCAAAUACAUAUAUGAUUCCCUUACCAUUUCAUUUGUUCAUGAACCAGUAAGCCAGUAAUAGAUAAAUACAUCUUAUUGAAGAAGAGAAGCAGUGAAAAGGGAAAUGUGCAUUUGGUUUUUUUUUUUUUCCUUUCUUUUUUCUGUGGGGUGAACUUUUGUUCUUGAUGGUUACCUUAAUCAAAUUGAAUGUUUUUUUUUU
Molecule: messenger RNA, 2399 nt
Organism: Macadamia integrifolia
Lineage: Eukaryota; Viridiplantae; Streptophyta; Magnoliopsida; Proteales; Proteaceae
Product: peroxisome biogenesis protein 3-2-like
Exons: 7
Coding region: 500-1645 (381 amino acids)
Biological process (GO): protein import into peroxisome membrane
Cellular component (GO): peroxisomal membrane
Molecular function (GO): protein-macromolecule adaptor activity
Source: RefSeq, a predicted model, not a curated record